This is a messenger RNA of Cynara cardunculus var. scolymus (artichoke), 645 nucleotides long. RefSeq lists its product as uncharacterized. Lineage: Eukaryota; Viridiplantae; Streptophyta; Magnoliopsida; Asterales; Asteraceae. The record is from RefSeq and is a predicted model, not a curated record. The transcript has a single exon. Bases 1 to 645 code for a protein of 214 amino acids.
AUGCGCGAAAGGAACGAAAAUCAAAUGAAAGGUCGUUGGACGCGACUUAACGAAAAUGCAAACAAAUGGGUUGCUGCUUACAAAGAAUCAUAUCGUCAAAAAAGAAGUGGAAUGAGUAUGACAGAUGUUGAGAAAGGAGCUCAUGCAAUUUAUGAGGGGGGAAGGAAAAAGUUUUUAGACUUGCUUGUAUUCAACCAAGUUAUGUGUAAACAUCCCAAGUGGGAAAUAAAGUUAGACUGUGACACUACACGUUCUCGUACGGAAUAUGAAAUGGGUUGUGAAGAUAGUGGUAGAAGCACGAAAAGGUCUAAAACUACGGAAGAAGAAGACACCGACCAAGAAUCUCCGAUUGUUGGUCGUUCAACGAUUCAGCGUCCUACGGGUAGAGAUGUGGCAAAAAAGAGAGGAAAAGGUAAGACAUCACAAUCUUCUUCAUUUUCUAAUGAUUUUUCUACAGAACUUCAUGCAAUGACGAUUACAAGAAACAAUAAAGCUGAACUUUUGACAAAAAAACUGAACUUUGACAAAGAAAAAUUUGAUGUCCAUCAACACCACAAAAAUCUACGUAUACUGAUAGCGAAAGAACAUCUGUCACCGGCAGAGGAGGCGUUGAAAGAACGUCUGUUCACAAUGUUGUAUGGAUAG